AUGGCUCGCUCCACCUGUCUGUCGCUCGUCGCCGUGGCCGUCUCCGUCGCCGCGGUGUCUGCAGUUCUCGGCGAGGCGUCCGGAAUCGGGUUCGACCUGCACCACCGGUCGUCGCCAGUGGUGAGGCGGUGGGCGGAGGCGCGGGGCCACCCGGGCGCCGCGUGGUGGGCCGACGCCGAGGGCACGCCGGAGUACUACGCCGCGCUGUCCCGCCACGACCGCGCCCACCUCGCCCGCCGCGGCCUCGCGGAGGAGGGCGACGGGAAAGGGGGGCUGCUCACCUUCGCCAGCGGCAACCUCACGUUCCGGCUCGACGGGUCGCUGCACUACGCGGAGGUGGCGGUGGGCACGCCCAACGCGACGUUCCUCGUGGCGCUCGACACCGGCAGCGACCUCUUCUGGGUGCCCUGCGACUGCAAGCAGUGCGCGGCCACCGCCAACGCCUCGGAGCUGCGCGGCGGGCCGGAGCUCCGGCCGUACAGCCCCGGGAAGUCGUCGACGAGCAAGGCGGUCACCUGCGAGCACGCGCUGUGCGAGCGGCCCAACGCGUGCGCGGCGACCAACAGCACCAGCUGCCCGUACAGCGUCAGGUACGUCUCCGCCAACACCUCCUCCUCCGGGGUGCUGGUGGAGGACGUGCUCCACCUCAGCCGGGAGGCCGGGGGCGCGUCGACGGCGGUGAGGGCGCCCGUAGUGCUCGGGUGCGGGCAGGUGCAGACGGGCGCGUUCCUGGACGGCGCCGCCGUGGACGGCCUGCUGGGGCUCGGCAUGGACAAGGUGUCCGUGCCCAGCGUGCUGCACGCCGCCGGCCUCGUCGCCUCCGACAGCUUCUCCAUGUGCUUCAGCCCCGACGGCCUCGGCCGCAUCAACUUCGGCGACGCCGGCCGCCGCGGCCAGGCCGAGACGCCCUUCACCGUCCGGAACACGCAGUAA
Molecule: messenger RNA, 933 nt
Organism: Triticum turgidum subsp. durum (durum wheat)
Lineage: Eukaryota; Viridiplantae; Streptophyta; Magnoliopsida; Poales; Poaceae
Source: the annotation of a GenBank genome assembly